Messenger RNA from Saxophila tyrrhenica, 2217 nucleotides. RefSeq lists its product as uncharacterized. Gene Ontology annotation, molecular function: DNA binding; zinc ion binding. The record is from RefSeq and is a predicted model, not a curated record. The coding region runs from base 1 to 2217 and encodes 738 amino acids. Lineage: Eukaryota; Fungi; Ascomycota; Dothideomycetes; Mycosphaerellales; Extremaceae. Gene Ontology annotation, biological process: DNA-templated transcription. The transcript has 2 exons.
AUGCCCGUCGAGAACGCUCAAACCACGGGGCCUACUUAUGUGCAGGCGAAUUUACCGACCCCAUUUCCAUCUGGACCACUAAGCUACGAUGGCGAAUUUUGGGACCCAGGUAUACUUUCGGCCUCCAACUGGCUAGACAACGUCGUGGACCUUGACUUUCAGGGUGUGUCUCCACAAUUCGACUUCUAUGGCAUUUCACCGCAUAACUGGAACCCUGGCCUCUCUGGACAAGCGCCUAACGAGCCUGUAAGCAAUCACAUGCAACACAGCGCAAUAUCACCUGUAGCUGUCGCAUCUACUGUUUCGGGACAAUCGGGCCAUUCUGAAAGCGCAGCAGAUGUCUGUGCUGCGCAAGAAGAGUCCGAAGUCCGUCAGGGCGAAUACUAUGUCGAUGGAGAACCAGCGAGACUUCCAAGGACCAAACGUAGACGACUGUCAUCCAGACUGCCAGCUAGGACAAAUCAACAGCAGUCACAGGCUACGUUCUCCCUGCAAAGCCCUUCGAGUGACUCAUUCGAAAACAAGCACCGAGUUGCAAUAUCUUCUCGCACAUAUGAGCAGAUUCUUAAGGCUUGGCGGAGCGUCUGCCUUACCAGUCUAAGCCCAUGGCCGGCUUUCGAAGCAUCAGAUCCACCAACGAAAGAGCUAUUCGAGCACUUACUUGGACUUUACUUUGUAUCGUUCCAACCGACCCUGCCAUUUGUACACGUUGCAAGCUUCAACCCUGAAACGACAAAUUGGAUCCUAAUCCUUGCGAUGACUUCGGUCGGAGCCCAAUAUCUUGAAGCAGACGGAACUUCAACACUGGCCAACUCCUUGCACGAGUUCUGCAGAAGGUGUCUAUUCUAUCAAAAGGAAGUUCAAGAUUGGUCACCAAUGGACGUAUUCCAGCUUUCGCAGAGCCGUUUGCUCAACUACAUUGGCCUCACGUACUCUGGGGACACUCGCCUUCACAAGGCCGGACUAGAGAUGCAGCAUAUUCUGAGAUCAUCAUUCGACGAGGUUGCGGACUCGUUAAAACAAAAGGCGGGACCUGUGUCAGAUGAGAGCGAGACUGGUUGGCUCGAAUGGUCCCAGCGUGAGGCAAUAAGGAGAGUGUCGUUCUCGCUGUUCCUAAUACUCAGCAUGGCAGCUUAUCACUUCCAACGUCGGCCUCUGAUUCAGCUGACCGAAUGCGAGCUGACACUACCCAGCCACGAGAAGCCGUGGAACGCUACGACUUGUGCAGACUGGCAGGCGGCAGUCCGACAACAUUCGCCCGCGCCAACGUUGGGCCAAGCUCUCCAAGAACUGUACAUUGAGAAGCGCAUCCCUCGAGACCGAGGCGAAUUUGCGCGGAUCAUCAUGAUCCAUGGGCUGUUCCACCGAACGUGGGACGUAUCAAGAUACUUCAGCAACCCUUUAUCUCAAUGGGAGCCAACAGCUAAAAAGCAAACCAGCUCUGAAGUCCUCCCUACGAGCCCUGUCUGGACUCCCGGCAUCACGACCUACAAUCGCUGGCAGAAUUCGGUCUGCGACUGCAUGGAUGUUCUGCACUGGCAGGCCAACGCUACGAUUGGUCAAGCGCAAGGCCUAGAACAUCCGACUGUUGGAUUCCUUCACCUCUCGAGAGUUGUGUUGCUAUCGCCAAUUGACUCUAUCGUGCGAUUUGCCGAAGCUGUGGCGAACCGCAGUGAUGUCACCGCCGUCUCCAAGGAUAAAGAAUUCAUACAGCGCUGGGCUGUGCAAGGGCAGUACAAAGCACGCUUGGCAGCUAUUCAUGCUGGGACAGUGUUCUGGCACAUCAGGCGAUACUCCACUGACGGCUUCUACGAAGCUACUGCUGUCGCGCUGGCGACACUCAUGCUCUGGGCUUUUGGCACCUUCUCCUCCAAGCAGACUAGUGGACAACAGACGGCACCACGCAGUCAAGAGCAGCAAAUUACUGCCGAUGCUGGAGAGAAAGGGCCGGAGACUACGGACGACGGCAGCGAUGACACAGUCUGCGGCAUCAUUCUCCUUGACCGUCCGACCGAUGACGAGCUUGUGCAGCAGUUUAUACGAAAAGGUCACACGAUGCGAGCCAAUAUCUCUGGCGUAGGUGAUCUCUACGGGCCUCGAGGACCGGAACGAGUGCUACAAGAGGGAUGCAAACUUCUCGGGAGUCUAAAGUGUUGGGGCACAAGUGACUUGUGGCUGGGCCUGCUCCAACGACUUGGACGGACGUCCAAGAAGUGA